Messenger RNA from Sesamum indicum (sesame), 489 nucleotides. Lineage: Eukaryota; Viridiplantae; Streptophyta; Magnoliopsida; Lamiales; Pedaliaceae. The record is from RefSeq and is a predicted model, not a curated record.
AUGAGUUUUAUGAUCUUUGCCCUAGUACUUUUAGGACUGGUGGUUUCGACCACUCCCGUCCUCGGUGAGACAACUGAUGAUAAUGGAGACGAACACCACUACCACCACCACCAUCACCACCACCACCACCACCACCACCACGAUGAGGCUCCUUCUAACCAUACUAAUUGUAAUGCUCCGCCACCAAAGCAUAGCCAUGAUCCUCCUCCUCCUCCUCCCACCGGUUAUCGUGCUCCGCCACCAAAGGCUAGCCAUCAUCAUGUUCCUCCUCCCCAUGGUCAUCAUGCGCCAUCUCCAAAACACAAGCAUGCACCAUCUCCACAUGCACAUUCUCCUGGCCAUGCUGGUUCGCCGCAUCCCAGUGGUCAUCACGGUGCUUCUCCUCCGCACAACCACCACGACCAUGACAUCAGUCCUCCCCAUGCACAUCAGUAUCCCCCGCAGGACAAGAACCAACUAUUGGCUUUCUGGGAGCAAAUACUUUCUUGA